AUGGGUGGACAACAAUCAACAAUAUCAGAAACGGAGCCAGGGUACCUCGACUCACUGAAGUCAAUUCAAGCGAACAAUGACGCUCUAACUCUUCAGCUUCGCGAUUUGCGAGACCUUCAUACUUCCGAUUUAGAGAAAUUUCAAGCGAGAGAAUCUGAAUUAUUGAGUGCAUUAUCGGAAUUGACGACCGAAUUCCAUAGGAAUCAAAUGGAAAUUCGACAACUCAACACUGAGCUCAAUUCGAAAAAUUUGGAGAUGCAAUCGUUGACGGAGAAGCUCAAUGGGCUUCAAAUGGAGGUUGACGUCACCAAACAGCGACUGUCGAAUUUUGAAGAUGAAGCCAAGAAAAUGGAGGAGCAUUUGAAGAACGCCCUUGACGAGGAGAUCAAGAAUCGCGCGAAUGCUGUUCAAGCAGAAGCUGAACGCACCAAAAUGGCGAAUUCCACCAUAGAGCGACUCAAAGAUGAGCUGGAUAUGAUAAAAGUUGAGAAGCAGAAGUUGAAUGAGGCAUUGAGUUCGUUCGAUCAGACCCAUUUACUAGCUAGUGUCAAGAAUCACGAGCUUAACGAGAAUAUAUCAAGCGUAAUGUCUUGUUUGGAAGCGGCGAAACAGCGCAUUGAACUUUUGGAGGUGAAUUUGGGCAAUAAGGAAGAGCAUGCUUCUAGAUUGAGCCAUCAGAUCGAUGAUUUGACAAAAAUGUUGGAUACUGAGAAAGAUAUGAGAAUGAAGACUGAUGAGCGAUCGAAAGAGUUAUGCAAGCAAAAUGAGAAGAAUGAAUUGGAAGCGGCUCAUUUGGAGAAGUGCAAUGAGAUUAUGGAGGAAAUUCGCAAGUUGCAGAUGGACGCCGUCGUCGACAGCGCCAUUCUCAACUCAUUUCUCCAAUUCUCGAAUUUUUUAGCGUCGAAAUCCCAAAGAGAAACAAUUACAUCUCUAAAAGAUUUGUGGAAAAAGCAUGGCUCACUGCUUUCCAGUCUUGUAAAAUGUGACGUAACUGAGUUCGAUUCAAGCGCAAUGUUCUACGAUGUUCUCUGCAGAAAGCUGAGACACACGAAUUCGGCGAUGUCGGAUGAUUUGAAUGUAUUGAAGGCGGCGGACGGUGAUCCGAUGGAAAUUUGCAAGUUUUUCGCGCUUGUUAUAGAACAUAUGCGGAAAGAGGACAAUUUAAUUCUGAAGCAUAUUCUGGAGCAAUGCUCGGCUCAUAAUGUAUUCAAUAUUGAAUCGAUCCUUCAUAUGUUUUCGCAUUUCGACAAACUUUAUGAAAAUGAGACGGUUGAUGAUUGGUGGUCGAUUCUGAAGUCUGACGACGAGCCGAUUUUCGUGUCAGCAACGCCGACGUCGACAAGAAGAACCAAUCUUCAUCGAGACAUGUUCACGACGCCGACAAAUUCGGCGCGUCGUAUUCGUUCGGUGUGCAACACGGCUCGCCGAAGUCCGGUAGUUGACGCCGUCGAUUCGCCGACGAUGAAAUUUUUGAGAGCUGAACGUGAAGCGAAACGAGCGAGAAAAGAGCUCGCCGACACGGAAAUCAAGCUCGAUGACGCGAUCGCCGAGAAUUCGAGCCUUGUCAGUGAGAAUAUGCAGCUCAAAAAGACAAUUGAGGAUUUGAGAUCAAGUAUAGCCGGCGAGAGAAGCGAUGUUGCUAGAAAUGAGCAGCGUGUCGAGGAUCUCGAAAAUCGAUUGAAGCUGAAAACAGCAGAAGCUGAGAAGUUGACGACAUCGCUUGAUGGAGCACGACAAAAUAUUAAAAGCUUGAUGAGCCAACUAGAAUCUGCAGAAAAUGAGGCAUCGCAAUUCGCUGAUUCUUUAAAAUCUCUACAAACUGAUAAAGACGCUCUACUGCUUCAGCUUCGCGAUUUGAGAGACCUUCAUACUUCCGAUUUAGAGAAAUUUCAAGCGAGAGAAUCUGAAUUAUUGAGUGCAUUAUCGGAAUUGACGACCGAAUUCCAUAGGAAUCAAAUGGAAAUUCGACAACUCAACACUGAACUCAAUUCGAAAAAUUUGGAGAUGCAAUCGUUGACGGAGAAGCUCAAUGGGCUUCAAAUGGAGGUUGACGUCACCAAACAGCGAUUGUCGAAUUUUGAAGAUGAAGCCAAGAAAAUGGAGGAGCAUUUGAAGAACGCCCUUGACGAGGAGAUCAAGAAUCGCGCGAAUGCUGUUCAAGCAGAAGCUGAACGCACCAAAAUGGCGAAUUCCACCAUAGAGCGACUCAAAGAUGAGCUGGAUAUGAUAAAAGUUGAGAAGCAGAAGUUGAAUGAGGCAUUGAGUUCGUUCGAUCAGACCCAUUUACUAGCUAGUGUCAAGAAUCACGAGCUUAACGAGAAUAUAUCAAGCGUAAUGUCUUGUUUGGAAGCGGCGAAACAGCGCAUUGAACUUUUGGAGGUGAAUUUGGGCAAUAAGGAAGAGCAUGCUUCUAGAUUGAGCCAUCAGAUCGAUGAUUUGACAAAAAUGUUGGAUACUGAGAAAGAUAUGAGAAUGAAGACUGAUGAGCGAUCGAAAGAGUUAUGCAAGCAAAAUGAGAAGAAUGAAUUGGAAGCGGCUCAUUUGGAGAAGUGCAAUGAGAUUAUGGAGGAAAUUCGCAAGUUGCAGGAAACGGUCAAAACUCUUGAAACAGACAAUAAGAAAUUAUUGGAGCGCAAGGAGCAAUUAAGCAAUGAUCUUGAGAACGAGCAACGAUUAGUAGGCAAUUUGAAUCGUCUUAUUGGAACUCAUCUGAAUGGGAAUAACAAUGAAAUGAUAACAACAUUUGACAUGGCUGCAAAUUACGAAUCACUAAUUGAUAAAGAAUUGGAAAUGCAUGAAAGUCCCAAGAAGGUGGUCACAUUUGGAGAAUAUCAAGUAUCGAAACGCGAAUCAAUGCCACCUGGAUUGAAAAUCUCGUGCGGCUCAUCUUCCAAACGCGAUUCGCUUGCAUCUGACACGAUCAGCCGGAACUCGAUUCUCCGCUCGUCGUCUAGAUUUGAUUACAGUACUGAUGCGUUCAAGACGCCGAUGAAGCCAAAACCUGGCGAGAAAAUUGAUUUCGGAAAAUUUAACAUGAUUCCCGAGACGCCAGGAAGCGAGAAAAAGAAGAACAAUCGCCGAAAAUCGAUCAUGAAGAUGUUUAGAUAA
This is a messenger RNA of Caenorhabditis bovis, 3108 nucleotides long. The record is from the annotation of a GenBank genome assembly. Lineage: Eukaryota; Metazoa; Nematoda; Chromadorea; Rhabditida; Rhabditidae.